This is a messenger RNA of Anopheles maculipalpis, 928 nucleotides long. It is a transcript of the gene Tob, whose product is annotated as protein Tob1. Gene Ontology annotation, cellular component: cytoplasm; nucleus. The coding region runs from base 17 to 928 and encodes 303 amino acids. Gene Ontology annotation, biological process: negative regulation of cell population proliferation; negative regulation of mitotic cell cycle. The transcript has a single exon. The record is from RefSeq and is a predicted model, not a curated record. Lineage: Eukaryota; Metazoa; Arthropoda; Insecta; Diptera; Culicidae.
CGAACUCCCCGCAAACAUGAGGAUAGAGGUGAAUUCGGCCGCCGACUUUCUGAUGAACCUGCUCCGGGUGCGGAAGGCGAACCAACUGUCGGAAAGCCAGCUGCAGCAUUUCAAGGGUUCGCUGGAACAGAUCCUGACCCGCCACUUCCAGUGCCACUGGUACCCGGACGUGCCGACGAAAGGGUCCGGCUUUCGGUGUCUCCGGAUCAAUGGCAAGAUGGAUCCGAUCAUCGAGAAGGCGGGCCACGCGGUCGGGCUGAAUACGGUCGUGCUGCGGAAGCUGCUCCCACUCGAGCUAACGAUCUGGAUCGAUCCGGACGAGGUGUCGUACCGGAUCGGGGAGAACGGUACGAUCUGCGUGCUGUACGAUACGGCGCAAAGCCGUGCCAGCCCGUCGUCGGAUCUCGACUCGACCGGCAGCAGCAGCGGCAUUGCGUGCGACGAGUUCAUUAUGGAGCGGGUCGGCCGGCUCGAUCUGUCCGUGUCGUCGGUGGACAGUGGUAAUGGGAGUGCGGGCGCCAUGGUGGUCGACUUCCUGGAGCAGCAGCACAACAGCACUAGCAAUGGGAAACCGCACCAGCAGCAGCAGCACCAUAACAAGUACAAUCACAACCAAUCGAACAAUAACAGCCACCAUCACCAUUAUGCGAAGCAGCGCCACAGCAACAGCAUGAGCUCGUCGUCGAGCGGACAGACUAGUCCCCCGCUAAGCCCACCGUACGGUGCCGCCGCCGGCUUCCUGAAUCAUCAGCAGCAGCAAAAUCUCGCCAGAUACCAGGCUGCCCAGCAGCAGCAGCAGCAUCCCCAUGGACCGCAGCAGCACAGCAACAACUACUAUCCGGCAGCCGCCGCGAACGUACACCAGCCCCAGCAGUACUUCCCCUGGGACAACCAGUUCGUCAACAACAAAGUGCGCACCCAAUGUUAA